This is a messenger RNA of Dictyostelium purpureum, 1338 nucleotides long. RefSeq lists its product as uncharacterized. The record is from RefSeq and is a predicted model, not a curated record. The transcript has a single exon. Bases 1 to 1338 code for a protein of 445 amino acids. NCBI's taxonomy places the organism in Eukaryota, Evosea, Eumycetozoa, Dictyosteliales, Dictyosteliaceae.
AUGUAUAGUAAUAAUAAAAAUUUAAUCAUAAUUGGGUUUAUUUAUUUAAUAAGCUUUAUUUAUAUAUGUAAUGGUAAUGCUUUAGAUAUUUUUAUAGAUUUAAAAAGUAAUAAUGGUGAUGCAGUUUGUGGUGGGGCCCUCUCACCAUGUGGGUCAUUCAGUCAAGCCGGUGAUAGAAUAAGAUCAACAACUCCAUCCAGUUUUGAUCAAUUAAACGUCUAUGUUUUAAAUAGAGGUAGCAGUGUUAUUCAAGUUAAUAGUCAAACACAAUAUUUUGGAGAAAUUAAUCAAUUUGAAUCAAUUUUAAUUACUGUAGCCGAAAGCAGUACACCAUCUAAGCCAGUUGCUUCACUCCCAAAGAUUCAAAUCAACGGAAAUGGAAAUCAAGAUCAAGUUUUUAUUACAACUUUUGGCAAUGUUAAGUUGCAAGGUUUUAUCUUUAAUGACUUUGAUACUCUUGUAGCUACAGGUGAUGAAGACAGAUUUGUCAAUUUACAAUUAGAAGCAAAUCAGUUUAACAAACUCAGCAAAAUAUCAGGUAUCCAAAGCGGUCAAGAUCCAGACAGUAAAGAGGAUGAUUUUAUUAUUAAUUCUAAAUCAGUUUCAAUCAUAGGAUGCAAAUUUACAGACAGUCAAAGAGUUAAUGUUUUAAAGAGUAAUUGUCCAGGAAAGGUUGAAAUAAAGGGCUCUUCAUUUGAAUACGGUGGUUCCACUUUCAGAUUUAAUGAAAGUUCCUCAUUAUUAAUUCAAGAUUCACAAUUUACAUUCUCAUUACGAUCCAAAUAUCAAACUGGUAUCUUUGAAUUUUCCCUUCCUAGUGAAGUAUAUUUCGAAGGAACCAAUUUUACCAACAGCAACUCUGAAUUUAGAUCACUAUUGAAGAUUACUGAACCUAAUGACCGUGGCGAUACCAAUAUCACUAUCAAAAAUAUUUCCUAUAAUCAAGAAAAUGGUGUUUCAGAAAAUGGUUACAUCAUUGGUCUUUAUCAUGAUGGUUAUGUCUAUUUCACAAUGAGAAAUUCACAAAUUACCCAUAAUUCUGACCCAAGAGAUGUUGCUAAUCUUGUAUAUUUUAGUGGUCGAAGACAGUAUCCUUACUUUCUUACAAUGGAAAACAAUAAUAGUACUUUCUUUUACAACUCUUUGGUAUACAGUGAGGGUUAUAUCAAAGUUAAAAUAUUUAAUAAUAUUUUUAUAGGAAAAGAAGCUGUAAUUGGACCUCAUUAUACAUUGGAUACAGACUUUGUUCCAUUUUCAAGCGAAGCUAGCUUAAAUUCAAUUUGGUCCUAUUCCUUUGUUAUCUUAUCAUCAUUAAUUUUAUUAAUUAAAAGUUUAUAA